This is a messenger RNA of Hylaeus volcanicus, 6005 nucleotides long. It is a transcript of the gene Rab3, whose product is annotated as ras-related protein Rab-3. Gene Ontology annotation, biological process: protein secretion; regulation of exocytosis; protein localization to plasma membrane. The transcript has 4 exons. Gene Ontology annotation, cellular component: synaptic vesicle; endosome; plasma membrane. The coding region runs from base 171 to 977 and encodes 268 amino acids. Gene Ontology annotation, molecular function: GTP binding; GTPase activity. The record is from RefSeq and is a predicted model, not a curated record. NCBI's taxonomy places the organism in Eukaryota, Metazoa, Arthropoda, Insecta, Hymenoptera, Colletidae.
UCCACAGUGUCAAGAUCGACGAACACUGCCGUUGAAUAGCGUGCAUAUUAAGCCGCAAGUGUUCGUCGAAUGCUCGUCAGGUUUGGUUGAGAAUAUUCCCAAGCCCGUUAACAACGAGUGAUAGAUCGUAGGUGGUGUUUCGCGCUAGAAUAAACGAAUUAUUUCUCGAAAUGUCGGAUAAGAAAGCGAAAAGCCGAGACGGAAACGCCGGCAGGCCACCGGUCAAGGACUCCGUCCUGGAACUGAGAACGAGGAUGGCGCGAAUGAUGUCUAUCGUCGAGAUUACCUCGCGGGGGACACUUCCGAUGGCGGGCUCGAAAGCUGGCGAGGAUCCAAAGAAGGAUGCCGCGGAUCAGAACUUCGACUACAUGUUCAAGUUGCUGAUUAUCGGCAACUCGUCCGUUGGAAAAACGUCCUUCCUCUUCCGCUACGCGGACGAUUCGUUUAGCUCGGCCUUCGUAUCGACCGUGGGAAUCGACUUUAAAGUGAAAACGGUCUUCAGAAACGACAAAAGGGUGAAGCUACAGAUCUGGGACACGGCGGGCCAGGAAAGAUAUAGAACAAUAACGACAGCCUACUACAGGGGCGCGAUGGGCUUCAUUUUAAUGUACGACAUCACAAACGAGGAGUCGUUCAAUUCAGUACAAGACUGGAUAGCACAGAUUACGACUUAUUCGUCCGAGAACGCUCAAGUAAUCUUGGUUGGCAACAAGUGCGACAUGGAGGACGAAAGGGUGAUCAGCGCCGAGAGAGGCAAGCAACUGGCGGAUCAAUUGGGUGUGCAGUUCUUCGAGUCGUCUGCCAAAGAAAACUUUAACAUUAAGACGGUGUUCGAGACACUCGUGGACAUUGUAUGCGACAAGAUGAGCGAGUCCCUGGAUAACAAUCAAACCCUGAACGCCGGUGGGGAUCAAGCGAAGGGUCAGCGACUCACCGAUCAGCCGACCAGCGCAGCGACUACAAACUGCAAUUGCUAAGAACGUGGAAGCCCACCUACGCUCUGUAUCAGGAGGACAAGGAAGAAGAAAGGAUACCGAAGAAGAAGAAAUAUUAGAAAAGAAAUGCGUGUAUGCCUGUACAUGUGUGCGUGAACGCAUGUCUACCUGGAUUGUGUAUGUGUGUACGUGUGUAUGUGUGCAUGCGUACGUGCGUGCGUGCGUGCGUGCGUGGCCUGCGCGCGCGUGCGUGUAUGUGUGCGCUCGUGUGUACCUGUGUGUGUCGGAAAGAGAGGGCGAAGGAGAGGAGAAGACAGAAGAAGGAAGGUCGAAUGAUAAAGCUGGCUCUAGUUCAACCCCUGUUCGUCAUUCCUUUACCCUUGUUCCUGACCGUUCUUCUUUCCGCUCUUUUUCUUUCCUCCUUUCUCGAUCGAUAUAUUUAUAUAUGUGCACAUAAAUACGUAUAUAUACAUAGGGUGAGCCGUGAAAUUCAAUCAAGCUAAUUGUUCUCGCCUUAACUAACCGACCCUGCGUUAUUUGGCGUCUACGGACCAGUCGAGUCCGGAAACUGGCUCGAGCGCGUUCUCACGGUGUUAGAUGACGGUAGAGGAUGAUACGUUCAAGCCACACAGGAUAUCGUGGAUAAUUUCGUUUUCAGCCUUUUGGAAAACGAGCUACGAGCCGCAAGUUCCCCGCGUCCAAGUGCUCGUGGAAACGAACGAUAAGCAUGGCGAUAUUUAAAGCGGAUCGUUUAUAUCCAGUCUCACCAUUUUUAAGUUGUAGAGGUUCGGGCUCGUUAGAAGAAGAGCUCGAGGGUUCUUCGGACACUAAUUGCUCGCACCAGGGCAAUCCCUCUUUGUUACGAUUUUUUGAUCAAAAUAUAACACACAAUCUGCAUGAAUGAUUCGACUACGAAUUAACUUUUAAGUGCUUUCGAUGAUUCUCUAGUACUCGUUACCUGUGAAUAAUUUAUUGUUAAACGGUAUACUUAGAUAAUUUCACCGUUCUUUGUAAUAUAUCUAGCUCAUUCAUCGUUCAAGUCAUAUCAUGAUGUUAGAGUGUUGAGUUACGAGUGAGUUUUCGUUGGGAAUGCUGAAAAUCGGUUCACUCUCCGCCUAAACUUAGAAUACUAACGAUGUGUUCUACGAUCGGAUUCCAUCGUUCCCUGUACGAAAUCAUCCAAUAGUCGAUCCAUCGACGGCGAGAACAAUCAGGAUGGCUACAAUUGGGCCACUCACCCUGUAUACAUGUAUAAAUAUGUAUGACGGUUGUAGCCUGAUUACGCGGAGGUGAGCCACCGAGCCGAUCCGAGACCGAUUGCGAGCAGACGUUGUUCUUCUUUUCGGGUUCGACGGAAAUAUUCGAGAAACGGAAGAAAUCGACAAAGGCUUGAACGGUAAUAGUCUCGCGACGGAUGUAAUCGUCGCGACAAAAGAAAUAGAAAUUGAAACGCGCAUCUCCGUGACGAGAGUUUCAAUAUGGCGCCAUUAUUCUGGACCGAAAUCAGGGGAUGCGUUCCCGCUAUGGCGGCGCCGAAUCUCGCCUUUCGCCACUAUUAGAGUAUAGUUUCCUCGACGGUUCUAUUCAACCUCUCGAAUCCAUUUGUUAAAUGUGUCGACAAACCCAAAGACAGAUAAUAGUGAAAAAAAAGAUAAUCAAUCGAGGAAAACGAUUUUUCAUAAACGGAACGAAGAGAGAGCCUAUAUGUUUAGUAACUGUGAGACUGAGAAUAAGAUACUUGGACGUUUCGCCAGCAUUGAUGUCAGGUUCUUCGGGGCUCAAAUGACACAUUGAUAUAAUUGAUUAGCCCCGAAAAUAAUAUAUUUAUGAAUAUAUUUGAUGGUUAUUUUUCAGUAUCUUCGUUUCUUAAUGUUACGAUGAAAUAUCAUUAUAUGUAUUCAUAAAUACGUAUAUUAUAUUUCAAUGUUGAGAAGACAUCCGAGUAUCUUAUCCAAAAGGGCACGGCUUGCACCCGGAAGCCUUAGCUAGCAUCGACCACGAAGAACCGGAGCGGUGAAAGCCUGAAAUAUUUUAUCGUUAAGUAGUUAAGCGAGCGACGAUUUAUUUGUUACCGCGCCAAACGAAACGAGAAUCGAUAGUUUUCCCUGAGAAUUUGUUUCCAGUGGCGAAAGGAUCAAAGGAUAGCAACGAUGUUCCUGGAGGAUUGUUCGAACAAACGGCUGUGUUCUUUCGAAAUAAUUCCAAGGACGAACUGAUCGCAGCAUCGUUUUCUCGAGGUUCGUUUUCCCUUUCGUCUGUUCCCGGAUUUUUCUUUCUCUGUAAUCGGUCUCAGAAGAACACAGCCACCUCGAUAACGAUCGUCGUUGACGAUCUCAAGCGCACCUCGACCCAUAGCGGUGAAUUAUUGAUUAUUCGACGAUCCACGGUAAGGGAAAUCAGUUUAGAACGAUUUGGUCGAGGACCGUGUCGAGCCGCGUGCACGCUUGGAAAAAUUUAACGAUGCAAAUCGAAGCACGCGAUGCCACGAAUCAAAUGAAAUUUCACGAGUUCACGUUUUUCUCAAGUGUGGACGCUGCAUUAGUGGGCCGUGGACCUGUUCAAGCGUGCAAUUCAUGUGACAAAUAAAUGUUAUGCGUUCAAUUGCAAUUCUGGUAACAAAGAAAGAAAUAUAUAUCUGUGUUGUAUUUAAUGAAAUUUCGUAUAGGUUGGAAACGCUUAUAAUUUACUUAAUUUUUUUUAUUUUAACCUGAUCACGAGUCGUAGUCUGACGGAGACGGGCUGAAUUCUUGUUUAGCCAUCUCGAAUAACAAACGUGGGAUUAGCAACUUUUUAUUUGUUGCAGAUCGGAUAAAACAUGGAAUUUAAACUGUUCGAUGACAUUGAAUUUCACUUUGAACGAACGAAAACAAAUAUAAGUGAUUAUUCAGUUGAAUAAACAUGAGUAAAUUUACUAUAGCUAUAGAAUAAAAUUUUGCCCGUCUCUGAAAUUCGAUCGAGACUUCGGGGACAAGGAAGAUUCAUUUCAGGUAUUUUAGGACAGUCUUCCGAAGUCGUUUCAGAAUUUCAAGCCGAUUGUACAAAUUCUAGAAACUGUUCAAAACUUUCAAGCUGCGAAAUGUUGAAGGAACUUAGUCUAACCCUUUUUACGAGCCGUACAAACUCUCCAUCAUCGACGAAUCUUUGCGUCAGUGACUUCGACACCACUGGAGGGAAGAAUGUCGGUCGCUUGGAUCGGUUCGAACGCUGUGAAAGUUGACGUUUUCAACUGGAGACCACCCUCUUGUUAGGGGGUGAGUUCACCGUUUUCAUCGGCCUCGACGAAAGUGGAGAAGUUUUCGUUAGACCUUCGGUAAAUCUAAUUUCAUUUCUAAGACGUAUUCUCGUUCGAACCUGGAAUCUCGACGACGCACAAUGGUCUGAGUCUUAAAAGCUGGCUAAAACUUCAAGUAAAACUUAGUGAAAUUUGAGUGAAAAAGUAAUUUAGAUAUAAUGGAAAGGUAAUGGAAAAUAUUUUCUUUACGUUUACUAAAUUUUAGACACAAAUAAGUGGGGAGAAAUAAUGCAGAAUAUAUCAGUAGAAGGAUUAAGAAGAAAAUUACUUAAAGAGCUUAUCGAGUUAGAGAAAUCACUGGGAAAAUAUUGAGAAUAUCACGAGAAAGAACGGUUGUGGCUUGAAGAAAAAAUUUGGUGAUACACCAAAUAAAUACGAGCAGUUAAUUUAACGAUAAAUUAUUUAGAAAAUUUGGUCGAUACAUUUAAAAAAGAAAUGAUAACGAACUUUAACGGUAAAUGUAACGAAUAUAUGCAUAAUUGAAAAUGUUGGUGAAGUGCUCGGAAAGUGUAUCGAAAUAAAAAUUAUGUUAGGUGUGAUACUUUGGAAAAAUUUCUGGAGAAUGUACUGAAGUUAGUUAAAAUUUAUGUGAAAAAUCCUGUUUAAUUGAUCCGUUAUCAUCAAGAUUAUCGUCUACAAUUUUUAUUUCGAUUAAAAAUACAUUGUUUUCUAACUUCAAUGCUCGCACGACAAUACUUAAACUGUGGCUGAUCAAUCGUUGUUAAAAAAAUACGGAAUUUCAGUAAGUGGAACAAGAGAGCCAUUUUAGAUUGGUGAAAUUCAGCGGAAAAGUGCUGAGAAUUGUUCCUGUUUCGCUUUCGAACGUUUUAUUGACUGCAGAACAUUUCAGGCCAGUCCUUGAAGAGAAACAUUGCAGAGAAAUUAACUUGUAAUUAUUAUUGCACAUCUUACAAUCGUUUACUAUGAUACUGUCAUUCGUUGACUAUACUUCUUUACAAAAAAUUCGCAAUUAUCACGACGAUAACUUUUGUAAAAUUAAUUCGACCCUGAAGUAGAUAUUCGAUUCUUCUUACUCUAAAUAUUGAUUACAUUUCAUUUAUUUUUUAUAAUGUAUUGCAAUCGCAAAGUGGUAAAAAGAAAUAUUUUCAACUCAACUAUUAGUAGCAACGACACAUUUGGUGUUUUUCAGUCACGGUGAUGUCUAAUUAAUUAACAAAGUGUCUGUAUACGCGAGGAUGCAUACCGUGUAACUCAAUUUUCAAAUAAUGAAUACCAAAGAAAUUGAUACUGAACGAGAGAGAGAGAGAGAGAGAGAGAGAGAAAUUUCCUAGAAAUAAUUUUCUUUAUGGUGUACUACUUUUCUCGAACGAUAGAUGGAAACUGAAAUAAUGUAAAGAGACGUUCGGUAUCAAAAGAGCAUCGAUCUUUGGCGUCAAUUAUCACGAAAAGCAUAGUGUCUAUCCGAUUGCUUCAGUCGUCGCUUGGCGUUAUGAAUCUACUAGGUAACCUGCCCCUCUGUACAUACAGUAAUAUAUAUAUAUAUAUAUAUAUACAUAUAUAUAUUGAAACUUAUAUAUAUAUAUAUAUAUAUACUGAAUCUGUAAUGAAGUGCACUGUAAGCGUUACUUAUUCGUGUGAACACGGGCACGACUCCGAAGAAGAUAUACGAUGUCGUUGUGUAAUCGAAACAAACAAAAAAUACCAAAAAAAAAAAAAAAGUAAUCAUGUCUAUCGAAGGAAAUUGUACGAUUGUAUCGAUCUAAUCGGUGAUAAAUAAAAUAUGUGCUGUUGACACGGAAGUGUAACUGUGAACAGAA